Molecule: messenger RNA, 1701 nt
Organism: Fulvia fulva
Lineage: Eukaryota; Fungi; Ascomycota; Dothideomycetes; Mycosphaerellales; Mycosphaerellaceae
Product: 4-coumarate-CoA ligase 1
Exons: 2
Coding region: 1-1701 (566 amino acids)
Molecular function (GO): CoA-ligase activity
Source: RefSeq, a predicted model, not a curated record
AUGGUGUUGUGGAAGUCUGAUCAUCCAGAUCUGGACAUCCCAACCAAUGUCACGACCUGGCAAUGGGUCUUCGAGAGUGGAGAGUACUUACCUGUGAUAUAUGCACCAAAGGAUCAUGCCUGCUACGAGAAUGCCAUCACGAAGGAGAGGUUGUAUUACUCAGAGGUCAAGGAGAAGGCCACUCUGAUGAGCUCCGCCUUGAUUCGGCAGUACGGUCUUCAAGUUGGAGACACAGCAUCGAUCUUUGCUGGUAACUCGAUUUGGUACCCCGUUGCACUUUGGGCCAUCAUCCGAGCCGGUGGACGUAUCAAUGGUGCCUCUCCAGGAUACAACGUGGACGAGAUGACUCAUGCCCUGAAGACCGCAAAGACGAAAUUUCUCUUCACGCUUCCCGGCUCUCUGGAUGUUGCCCUGGCUGCGGCUGAGAAUGUUGGGAUGCCUAGGACGCAUAUCUUCCUCCUCGAGGGCGAACAGCAGGGCUUUACAAGCAUCCACCAGCUGAUUGAGACCGGCCCAUGGGACAAUGCCGAGCUAUCGUAUCGUAUACCGCCAGGAAAAACCAACAAGGAAGUAUGUGGCUAUCUCAACUUCUCCAGCGGCACGUCUGGCUUGCCCAAGGCGGUCAUGCUAAGCCAUCAUAACAUAAUCGCUCAAUGCCAUCAGCUGCGCCAGCUCCAAGUCAUUGAUCCAGGCGAGCGAUAUCGUUGCUUAGCAGUGACUCCUUUGUUUCACAUCACAGGUCUGGUCCGUUACAUCCACUACCCAGUCUUCAUGAACGGCGACUGCAUCAUGCUUCCAUCAUUCAGUACGGAGUCUAUGCUGCAGGCAAUCGUCACGUAUCGCGUUCCGGAACUCAUUCUGGUACCUCCGAUCGUCAUCCGUAUGGUGAGAGAUCCCGUCGUGGAAAAUCAUAUGCCCGACCUGCGACGAAUAGUGAAGAGAUGGUCAUCUGGAUCAGCACCGACAGCGCCUGAGAUCAUCCAGCUGUUACACAAAAAGUUCCCCAAUACCGGCUUUCGACAAGGUUACGGAGCCACGGAGUCUACUGCAUGUAUCUCAGCCCACCCACCGAGCCUUUUCGACUACAAGUAUGCCACUACAGCUGGCAAGCUCAUGGCGAAUACAGUAGCAAAAGUCCUCGACCUCAACGACCCUAACAAGGAGCUUGGCCCGGGUCAAACUGGUGAAAUCUGCGCCAAAGGUCCGCAGAUUGCCAUGGGAUAUUUGGAUAACCCUACAGCUACAACAGAGACGUUCGACGAACAGGGCUUCUUCCACACAGGCGACGUGGGUAACAUCGACGACGAACGUCUGCUUCACAUCGAAGACAGAAUUAAGGAGAUGAUUAAAGUCAGAGGACAACAAGUAGCACCCGCGGAGCUCGAAGAUGUGCUACAAGGUCACCAGGAUGUGGAAGAUUGUGCUGUGCUGGGCAUACCUGACGACUACUCGGGUGAGAAGCCCAAGGCAUAUGUACUUGUUCGAGACGGCAUCACACCCAGUCGAGAACUUGGAACGCAACUUCUGAAUUUCGUGAAGGAGAAGAAGUCUUCGUAUAAAAGGUUGUUGGAGAUUGAGUUCACGGAUAGCAUACCGAAGUCGCCAACUGGGAAAUUGCUCAGGCGCAUCUUGAAGGCGAAUGAUCGGGAGAAGAGUAGAGUACGAGGCUUGAUCGUGAGGGAGGAGAAGGCUAGACUAUAG